Molecule: messenger RNA, 2946 nt
Organism: Loxodonta africana (African savanna elephant)
Lineage: Eukaryota; Metazoa; Chordata; Mammalia; Proboscidea; Elephantidae
Gene: CAP2
Product: cyclase associated actin cytoskeleton regulatory protein 2
Exons: 14
Coding region: 178-1611 (477 amino acids)
Biological process (GO): cell morphogenesis; cytoskeleton organization; actin filament organization
Cellular component (GO): cytoplasm
Molecular function (GO): adenylate cyclase binding; actin binding
Source: RefSeq, a predicted model, not a curated record
GGGGAGGAGGAGAAGGGCAGGAGAAGGGGGAGGGAACGCGGGAGGAGGGUGCAAGUGGCCUAACACGGAUUUUCAUUGCCGAGGACAAGACCCCAGGUCACCGCAGCAGAAGAAGAUGCUCUUACCAAUUAAGAAAGUACACCAAGAAAGAAGAAGACAUAGAAUCCAGGAAACAGAAUGGCAGAAAUGCAAGGACUGAUGCAAAGGCUGGAGCAGGCAGUCGUCCGGCUGGAGUUGCUGUCUGCAGGGUCACACAGGCCUCCUGGGGACUGCGGGGAAGUGAAUGGUGUCAAUGGAGGUGUGACACCCUCUGUAGAGGCCUUCGAUAAGCUGAUGAACGGUAUGGUGGCCGAGUUUCUAAAGAACAGUAGGAUCCUCGCUGGCGACGUGGAGACUCACGCAGAAAUGGUGCACAGCGCCUUCCAGGCACAGCGGGCUUUCCUUCUGAUGGCCUCUCAGUACCAACAACCCCAAGAGCAUGACGUGGCUGCCUUGCUGAAACCGAUAUCGGAGAAGAUUCAGGAAAUCCAAACCUUCAGAGAGCGAAACCGGGGGAGUAGCAUGUUUAAUCACCUCUCAGCUGUCAGCGAAAGCAUCCCUGCCCUGGGGUGGAUAGCUGUGUCCCCCAAACCUGGUCCUUAUGUCAAGGAGAUGAACGAUGCAGCCACCUUUUACACCAACAGGGUCCUAAAGGACUACAAACACAGUGAUCUGCGCCAUGUGGAUUGGGUGAAGUCAUAUUUGAACAUUUGGAAUGAGCUCCAAGCAUACAUCAAGGAACACCACACCACAGGCCUCACUUGGAGCAAAACAGGUCCAGUAGCAUCAACUGCAUCAGUAUUGUCUGCCUUCUCCCCUGGGCCUGGCCUUCCUCCACCUCCUCCUCCUCCUCCUCCUCCAGGACCACCUCCACUUUUCGAUAAUGAAGGCAGAAAAGAAGAGUCCUCUCCUUCACGCUCAGCUUUAUUUGCUCAGCUUAACCAGGGAGAAGCAAUUACAAAAGGGCUCCGGCAUGUCACAGAUGACCAGAUGACACACAAAAAUCCCAGCCUACGGGCUCAAGGAGGACAAACUCGAUCUCCAACCAAAAGCCUUACUCCAAGUCCCACUUCUCCCAAAUCUCAUCCUCCUCAGAAACAUGUUCCUGUGUUUGAGUUGGAGGGAAAGAAAUGGAGAGUGGAAUACCAAGAGGACAGGAAUGACCUUAUGGUUGCAGACACUCAACUGAAACAAGUGGCUUACAUUUUCAAAUGCAACAAGUCUACUCUGCAGAUGAAAGGAAAAAUAAAUUCCAUUACGAUUGACAACUGUAAGAAGUUCGGCCUUGUGUUUGACAAUGUGGUGGGUAUAGUGGAAGUGAUCAAUUCCAAGGACAUUCAAAUUCAGGUAAUGGGGAGAGUGCCAACAAUUUCCAUUAAUAAGACAGAAGGUUGCCACAUAUACCUCAGCGAAGAUGCACUAGAUUGUGAGAUUGUGAGUGCCAAGUCAUCAGAAAUGAACAUACUUAUCCCUCAGGAUGGUGACUAUAGAGAAUUUCCGGUUCCUGAACAGUUCAAGACAAUAUGGGAUGGAUCCAAGUUGGUCACUGAACCUGCAGAAAUUAUGGCCUAACCUCCAGAGAGACCGAAUCCCCUGAUUUCCUGAACCUCCCAUAUCCAAAAAAAAAAAAAAGCAGAAUUGAAGACCUAGAAGUUCCGGUAGCACCUGCUGCUUUGGAUUGGGCCUCCAGUAACUCUGUGCUAUGGAAACAGUGCUGUUUUGGGCACACUGUAGUGGGCAUUUUGAAGUAUUUAAUGUUUCUUCAUGAUUCGCCUUCAUGUGUGAUUUUAGUUCCACAUGACUGUGAGCAUUACGUAUUUAAAGGUUAAAAAAAAAAAAGAAAAGGAAGUCUGUUCCCCUCAUGUCAUGAACACGGUAACCACUAGGUAAAAAUACUGCAUGGUUCACUUUUAUGCUUAUGUUUAAUUAAUUGCUAGCCAAAAAAUAAAAUCUUUGAGAGACUAAGAUGUACGUUUUUAUUUUUUAGGUAAUUUCGAUAUGAUCUAGUAAUAGUGCACCCUGAAAAGUGUACAAUUUUUUCCUUAUUUUUGACCACACGUCCACCUUUAUCAGCAUGAACACAUUGUCAAUGUGAAUACAUAUUUCAGCCCAUAUUUAAAAAAAAAAAAAGUUAGAAGUCCAUAUUAAGGGUCAAAUUUACUUUCUUGAUCCUCGGAAGACUAUAUUCUUUAUAGUUACUUAAAACCAAAAAUAAAUUCCGGUUAGCCAUCUUAAUUUUUUUUUCUGCCAUGUCACAUGAAAAACUGUAUUGCAUCAAGAUUUUUAUGCCAAGAAGUUGAUAGGAGGAAACCAUUUUCCUUGACAUAUAUAUAAGACCUCACAGUUUUGCUCUAAAGAUCAAGCUCAGUUUUCGUUUUCCAAUUUUGAACCUGUAAAUGAUGUCUGUAGUGUUCCCCUUACUAGCCAGUCUCAAAAAGAAACAUGAAAAAGCCAUAGAUGUACUACUUCUUCUAAAACUGAAGCAAUUAUUUGUUGGUUUGGCUUGCCAUUCCUAUUUUAUAGUCUUGAUAGUACGUGCUUUUUUAACACAAGACUAACUCUGAUAUUCAUUUAUGUCUUUUUCAGUCCGUAGUGUUAAAAAACCUGCAACUUCUUGGAUCACUUGUAAUGAAUCAUAGUAUAAUGCUUGCAGACCCAAUACAAGCCUAUAUAUUGUGCCUAUUACAGCCUUUGGAAUACACCAUUUCCGUUUUUUAAAUAUCUUCUAUAUCUGUAUAGUAUUCAAAUUACUAAUGCUCAUGUACCAGGGUUUUGCUAUAAAAGUUUUGUCCAUAUGAAUAAUGUUGUGGCUUUAGUAAAUAGCAUUUUUCGACUGUGAACUUAUUCUGAAAUAAAGUAAAAUUCUAGUUGUUUAAAUACCAUGAUUAAUUCUGGGUGUUAAAAUUA